GGUUCAUGGGAUCUUUUUAUGGGUUCGAAAUAACGAAACGGUGAGACAACAAAUGGAAAUUUUAGCACGUAAUCAUUAUAUGUCAAAAGAAGAUAGAGAUCCGAUCGAAUGCUCGCUUUUUUAUAUGGCUCUGAGGAAACGUAAGCUCUUGUUGGGACUAUGGAGAACAGCAAAUGGUCACAAAGAACAAGCCGCUAUGUUAAAGUUCUUGGCGAAUAAUUUUGACGAACAAAGAUGGAAAACUGCUGCUUUAAAAAAUGCAUACGCAUUGUUGGGAAAACAAAGAUAUGAGUACGCGGCUGCCUUCUUCCUUUUGGGAGAUAGAUUGAGAGACGCUGUGAAUGUUUGCUUGAAACAUUUGGACGACUUUCAGUUGGCAAUCGCGAUAUGCCGUGUCUACGAAGGUGAUGAAGGGCUUGUUUUGAAGAGUAUAUUUGAAGAACAUAUAAUUCCUCUAGCUAUAAAAACAGGAGAUCGUUGGUUAGCCAGUUUGUCCUUCUGGUUCUUGAACCAAAGGGAUCGCGCGGUUAAGGCCAUAAUGGUACCCUUAGAGACUCUCUGUGAUAAUUCCAUGAUACAGUCACCCUCUCCGACGCCUACCGAGUCACCAGACGCAGCCCUCAUAGUUCUUUACAAACAACUUAAAGAAAAAUCAAUUCAGACUCUUCGUGGUGCAUCCGAGAUAUCUCCAGAAACCGAAUACUUUUUCGUGUUGCGUAGCAUUUUUGCUUAUGAUCGGAUGGGCUGUCCAUUAUUGGCCUUACACCUUGCCAAAACCUGGAGAUUUACUCAUGAAUCGAUAUCAAAAAAUCCAGAUCGUAUUUUGAAGUCUCGACGUAGAACAACGAUAUUCGAUAUACCAUUAUUGAAUCAUGACACUAGAAUAUCAAGUGGAUUUGUAAAUUUCAAUAAUUGGAGCUGGAAUAAUGAUAAUGAUUCAACGUCUCCAAUCUCGGCUGGUGGAAGAAACAGGGCUAGUGAUUUGUUUGCUGACGAACCUUCAUCUUAUUUUAACGCAUACAAUAAUUCUCCAACAACGACUUCAUUUAAUAAUGAUGCAGAUAGUGCUGAAAUUAUUUCUGGUGACUCUUGGGGAUGGAAUUCACCGAAAUCUGAUAUCUCUGCCAAUCAAAAUUUCAACUCUCGUGUUUUUUCACCCGGAGACGAUUCUUCAAGCGUAAAUACUACAGGUGAUUUUUGGAGUAGUAAUACGGAGAGUACUACUCUAUUGGAAGAUAUCGAUUUCGACGACUGUAAAGCCGAUCUUGUUAAACGUUCACUACAACAUCUUUUGGACGCGGUAACAAUUGCCUUUGAAAAUUCAAAACUAUUCGUGAGCAACCCAUAUUACAGUAAUUAUAUUGACAGAAUCAAAGACGGAUUGAAAAGUGUCUGUCAAAGUGGUUGUACGCGGAUGCAAAUCGAAGGUUAUACUCCACUUGCUAGUGCUGUUCAUGGGAGCACCGUAAACGUGAUUGGCGUAAUAAAAUCGUUUAAACAAAAAAGAAAGUGUAAUGGUUCAACUGAUUGGCAUUGUUCUUUUAUGGUGGUCGAUCAAUCGUUGCCCGACAUUGAAAGGGGAAUAUCUGUCAGUCUGUUUCGAGCUCAUAACGAAGAUUUGCCAGACAUACAAUGUCCGGGAAGUAUAUUUGUGGGGGUCAAGUUGAAGGUUGAUAAGUUCUAUGAUGCACUACAACUUAUUUCCUACAAGAAUGAAUCAACGUGCUUAGUGUUUAAAGAGAAAAUUGAAGAGAGAAUGCUUUCAUGUGCAAUGAAGCUUAGAAGCGAAGAAAUAAUCAAUUAUGCAAUAAUGUUGCAAAAAUGGUGGAUCAAUAAGAUUGGACUUCACGGUGAUGGUGGUGGUAAUAAUAAUCAGCUUCACCAUAAAGUACGACAACGACUUAAAAUACGUGAGCUCGAGAAAAAUGUAUUCUGUGAUUUAGUCGCCGAGAUCGAAGAUAAAGAUUCAACGACGGAAUUAUAUAUAACUGAUUACACAGAGAACAAAUACCUUAAUGCUUCGUCGAAGCAUAUAUUGCAAGUAUCUCUAUGGGACGAAAAUCGUCUUGAAGGUCAAAGCCUUCGAGUCGGUAUGAUGGUCUUACUUCAAAAUGUUCGCGCCAAAGUUAAUAAUUAUAACACGUUCCAAGCGGUUAUGCAUGGGGACCCAGGCACAAGAAGAUCCAGAAUAACCGUGUUGAACUCUUCAUGCCCUGAGGUGGAGGAAUUACUCAAAUGGAAAUUUCAAUUCACGAAAACUCAACAAACUAUUUGUGCGCCUGCAACGCAAAUCGAUAACAACCUGACAAAAGUGGUAAACUGUCAGGUUACUUCUAUCACUUCUAUAACUGAUAUUCUUAAAGUGCAGAAAAUAAACAAGUAUCGCACCCGAGGCAAGAUCGUAAGCUUUUUGCCGUUAAAUUUUAAGAAUUUCAUAAGACCAUUCUGUCGUAUAUGUAGCACUAUUUUGUUUGAAUGCAAAUCAGAGGCCGAGAUCGUUAAAUGUCCGACAUGUUUAAAUAAUGUGAAGUACAUCUACGACUUCUGGUUAUUGUUCAGAAGCGAGGAUGAUGUGUCAACCAUCCAGGUGAAUGUGGGCGGAAAACAUGCAAUCAACUUUUUGAAGGGAUUGAAACCUGGCAUGGCAAAGAAAAGAACUGAAACUUAUAAGAAAUUUGAGGAAUCAUUAAGAAAAUUAUUGAGGAAUCUACUAAAAAAUGAUGAUACAACUAAAUUGAUUGACUUUUGCAUUGAGUCGUAUAUAGAUAGG
This is a messenger RNA of Acaulospora morrowiae, 2770 nucleotides long. NCBI's taxonomy places the organism in Eukaryota, Fungi, Glomeromycota, Glomeromycetes, Diversisporales, Acaulosporaceae. The record is from the annotation of a GenBank genome assembly.